Messenger RNA from Penicillium antarcticum, 2508 nucleotides. Its product is annotated as peptide alpha-N-acetyltransferase complex A subunit NAT1. The record is from RefSeq and is a predicted model, not a curated record. NCBI's taxonomy places the organism in Eukaryota, Fungi, Ascomycota, Eurotiomycetes, Eurotiales, Aspergillaceae. Gene Ontology annotation, biological process: N-terminal peptidyl-methionine acetylation. Bases 1 to 2508 code for a protein of 835 amino acids. The transcript is spliced from 3 exons. Gene Ontology annotation, molecular function: protein-N-terminal amino-acid acetyltransferase activity; protein binding. Gene Ontology annotation, cellular component: cytoplasm; NatA complex.
AUGCCGCAACCAUUGAACUCCAAGGAUCAGUCCUUGUUUCGUCAAGUGGUUCGCCACUUUGAGAUGAAGCAGUACAAGAAAGGCAUCAAAACGGCAGAACAGGUUCUUCGCAAGAACCCUACCCAUGGUGACACCCAGGCAAUGAAGGCUCUCAACAUGAGCCAGAUCGGACAAUCGGAGGAGGCCUUUGCGCUCGCCAAGGAGGCUCUUCGAAACGACAUGAAGUCGCAUAUCACCUGGCACGUCUAUGGGUUGCUGUACCGCCAAGAAAAGAACUACGAGGAGGCCAUCAAGGCUUACCGAUUUGCUCUGCGCCUUGAGCCCGAAUCGCAACCCAUUCAACGUGAUCUCGCGCUGCUCCAGAUGCAGAUGCGGGACUACCAGGGAUACAUUCAGAGCCGCAGUGCCAUGCUGCAAGCUCGCCCCGGAUUUCGUCAGAACUGGACCGCUCUCGCGAUUGCCCACCACUUGGCCGGAGAUUUCGAGGAAGCCGAAAAGGUUUUGACGACUUACGAGGACACAUUGAAGGGCACAACACCACCUGUCGCCGAUAUGGAAAACUCAGAGGCUAUUCUGUACAAGAACUCGAUCAUCGCGGAGUCUGGAAACCUCGAGAGAGCUUUGGAGCAUCUUGAGGCCGUUGGGUACCGGUGUACCGAUGUGCUCGCAGUAAUGGAGAUGAAGGCGGAUUAUCUUUUGCGACUGGACCGCAAGGCCGAGGCCGAGGCGGCCUAUACAGCACUCCUGGAGCGCAACCCGGACAACUCGAUUUAUUAUAAUGGUUUGAUCCUGGCCAAGGCCAUCCCGGAAACCGAUCACAAGGCAUUGAAGGCCCUGUACGAUGAGUGGGUUCAGAAGAACCCCCGUUGUGACGCUGCUCGUCGCAUUCCCCUCGACUUCCUAGAAGGCGAGGAAUUCAAGCAGGCCGCGGACGCCUACCUGCAGCGCAUGCUGAAAAAGGGCGUUCCUUCAUUAUUCGUCAACAUCAAGCACCUCUAUACCAACCCAACCAAGCGUGAAGUUGUACAGGAACUAGUGGAAAGCUACGUCUCUCAGGCAAGCUCGGAGUCCAAUGGCUCCGCCGAGUCCAAGGGCGAGAACGAGUUCUUGUCAUGCACUUACUACUUCCUAGCUCAACACUAUAACUACCACCUCAGCCGCAACCUCGCCAAGGCUAUGGAGAAUGUUGACAAGGCCAUCGAACAGUCACCCAAGGCUGUGGAGUAUCAGAUGACCAAGGCGCGCAUCUGGAAGCACUACGGCAACUCGGCCAAAGCGGCAGAAGAGAUGGAGAAGGCUCGCCUGUUGGACGAGAAGGAUCGCCACAUCAACACCAAGGCUGCCAAGUAUGCGCUCCGCAACAAUGAAAAUGAAAAGGGACUGGAUCUCAUGAGCAAAUUCACUCGCAAUGAGACCGUCGGUGGCACAUUGGGCGAUCUCCACGAGAUGCAGUGCACCUGGUUCUUGACCGAGGAUGCCGAGGCAUUCCUCCGACAGAAGAAGCUUGGCCUUGCCCUGAAGCGCUUCCACUCCGUUUAUAACAUCUUCGAUACCUGGCAAGAAGAUCAGUUCGACUUCCACAGCUUCUCUCUCCGCAAGGGUAUGAUCAGGGCCUACGUGGACAUGGUCCGCUGGGAAGACCGCCUGCGUGAACACCCCUUCUACACCAGAAUCGCGCUUGGCGCUGUCAAGGCCCACUUGCUUCUCCACGAUCAGCCCGAUCUUGUCCACGGACCCAUGCCCAGUGGUGCCAAUGGACUCGAUUCUACUGAUGAGAAUGAGCGAAAGAAGGCCCUCAAGAAGGCCAAGAAAGAGCAGCAACGUUUGGAGAAGAUUGAAUCUGACAAGCGCGAGGCAAGAAAGGCCGCCGCUGCUAACGCCAAGAGCGUUGAUGGCGAAACAAAGAAGGAGGACCCUGACCCUCUGGGCAACACUUUGGUCCAGACCCAGGACCCCCUGAAGGACGUCAUGAAGUUCCUGACCCCACUGCUCGAAUUCGGCACUAAAAACAUUGAGGCCCAAUGUCUUGGUUUCGAGGUCUACCUCCGAAAGAACAAGCACCUCCUUGCCGUCAAAUGCCUCUCCGCUGCUCACGCUAUUGACCCCUCAAACCCCACUCUUCACCUUCAAUUGCUUCGCUUCCGCAAGGCCCUGGACAACCUUUCCGAGCCUCUCCCCGAGCAGGCUGCUGAGGCCGUCAACGCCGAGUUCGAGAAGCUGCUCCCCAAGUCUCAGAAGCUUGAGGAAUGGAACGAGUCCUACCUUUCCUCCAACAAAGGGAAUGUCGCUCACGUACAGGCCGCCCUCUCCGGACGCCACCUCUUGAAGCCAGAGUCCAAGUUGCAGUGCGAGAAGGAGCUCCUUGCCACCCUUGAUGCUCCUGAGAUCACUAUCGACGAGGCUGUUAUUGCCAUUGACUUGUUGAACAAGUGGGGCAGUGACAAGACCGCUUACGCUGAGAAGGCCAGCAAGAAGUGGCCCGAGUCUUCCGUCUUCCAGUUGAACUGA